Messenger RNA from Olea europaea var. sylvestris, 618 nucleotides. RefSeq lists its product as uncharacterized. The transcript is spliced from 4 exons. NCBI's taxonomy places the organism in Eukaryota, Viridiplantae, Streptophyta, Magnoliopsida, Lamiales, Oleaceae. The record is from RefSeq and is a predicted model, not a curated record. The coding region runs from base 1 to 618 and encodes 205 amino acids.
AUGAUGAAUGUGUUAUAUGCAAAUGCUAUUGGAUCUGUCAUGUAUGUAAUGGUGUGCUCUAAACCUGAUAUAGCCUAUGCUCUGGAAAUCCCAACUUCAAAAAUUGGUUUAACCAAGGCUAAAUAUAUUGUUGCUACUGAGGCAACAAAGGAAUGUCAAUGGUUGAAAGGCUUAUUAAAUGAAUUAGGACUCAUGGGAAAUCUGGUGGAGCUAUGUUCAGACAAUCAAAGCGACAUUUUCUUAAGUAAAAAUCCAAUUUUUCACGAUAGACCUAAGCACAUAAAUGUCAAAUUCCACUUUAUUAGAGAUAUAGUUGAUAGGGGGGAUAUUAAGUUGAUCAAAAUUCUCACUAAGAUAAAUACCGUUGAUGCAAGUACAAAGGUAAUAAGAGUGUAUGAAGUUAAGAUGAUUAAGUUGGAAUCCACUGAAGCGCUGUCACAAAAUACAACGAAGGUGGAGAUUGUAGAGAUUGCGUUGUCAAAUUUUUUGAAUGAUAUAAUUGGCUAUGUCUCACAUAAAAUAGAGGCCAGUGACUUUAGGGUUUCAUUCUAUAAUAAUCUAGCAAUCUUUCUCUCAUGUGUUUCAUCUUCUUCGUGUGUUCUUGAUGAUUCUCUCUGA